CCCCAGGUAUGGCCGCCGCGGCCGGCGUGCUGUCCAAGGAGCAGCUUCUGUGCGCCAUCUGCCUGGAUGUGUUCAGCCAGCCCGUGUCCACUCCGUGCGGUCACAACUUCUGCAGGGAUUGUAUCCGGAGGUGCUGGCAGGGCGCCGGCCUGCCGCAGUGUCCCGUGUGCAAGCACAAGUUUUACAAGAAGCCCGACCUCAAAGUGAACACCUUCAUAUCAGAGGUGGCUGCUCAGUUCAAGCAGCUGGGGGAGAAGAGGGAGGGAAUCGGUGCUGCAGACCAGUCGACGAUCCCGACCACGGCGGUUUCUUGCGACGUGUGCAUUGGAAGAACGGUGAAGGCUUUUAAAUCGUGCCUGGACUGUCUGGCCUCGUUCUGCGAGACUCACCUGGAGCCCCAUCACGUCCUGGGCACCUUGAAGGAUCACAGACUGAUUAACCCCAUGAUGAACAUGCGGGAGAGGGUGUGUGAGAAGCACGAGCGCCUCCUGGAUCAGUUCUGCGUCACCGAGCAGCUGUGCGUGUGCCGUCAGUGCGUAAAGGACGACCACCGGGCGCAUCGCGUCGUUCCCAUCCAAGACGAGGGCAGAGACAGGAGGGUGCAGGUCGGGAGCGUGCAGACGCAGCUGCAGGAGAUGAUCCAGGACCGGCUGGGCAAAAUCCGCGAGAUCAACCAAGCGGUUCAGCUCAGCAGGAGAAACACAGAGAGAGAGCUGGAGGAGAGUGCACAGGUCUUCGGGAAACUGCUGCGGAUCGUGCAGCGAGGCCAGGAGGACGUGGCCGAGGUGAUCCGGGCCAAGCAGAGGCAGGUGCAAAGCAGAGCCGGGGCGGUUUUAGCUGAGAUGGAGAAGGAGAUGGAUCAGCUGAGGCGCAGGAGCGUGGAGCUGGAGUGCCUGGCGUGCAGCGAUGACGACCUCCACCUCCUCCGGAGUUUCCCAGCCGCCUCCACGGUGCCAUCAGUCCCGGACCGGUCGGACUCCUGCGUGGAACCCGCCGAGCACGUGGGCACGGUGAGGAGGGCCCUCCGGAGGGCCGCGGGCCAGCUGGAGGAGACGGCUGCGGCCGAGGUGAAGCGGCUCUGCACCGUCGAGUUCCAGCGCGCCCGUGUCCUCGCCGUGGACGUGACCCUGGACGCCGACUCGGCUCAUCCGAAACUGGUUCUGUCCGAAGACCUGAAGCAGGUCCACCACGGCGACGUGGCCGCGCCCGUCCCCGACACCCCGGGGAGGUUCUACCCGUGCGUCAGCGUUCUGGGGAGGGAGGGCUUCUCCUCGGGCCGGUUCUACUACGAGGUCCAGGUGGGGGGCAAGACGGAGUGGGACGUGGGAGUGGGACUGGAAUCCGUCAGCAGGAAAGGAGGGAACCACCUGAGCCCUGAAAGAGGGUACUGGACCCUGGGGAUGAGGGCGGGUGGGGCGUACUGGGCCCUCAGCAGCCCUCCCGUGUGUUUGCCUCUGGUGGACGCGCCCCGCGCCGUCGGCGUGUACGUGGACGUGGGUUGGGGGCAGGUUUCCUUUUACAACGCAGACUCUCGUUCACAUAUUUACACCUUCACCGGAUACUCCUUCGGGGGGAGACUUGUCCCCUACUUCAACCCCCGGAGGAACCACGGCGGGGUCAACUCUGCCCCCCUUAUCAUCUCACAUCUGGAGAUCCGACCUCCUUCUGAUGCUUCAACAAACUUGUGAUUUAAAUUUUGUAGAUAAAUCUGUUCUGUGAUGUUUGUUUGGUCCAAUAAACCUUUGUCUUCUGGGA
Molecule: messenger RNA, 1755 nt
Organism: Cololabis saira (Pacific saury)
Lineage: Eukaryota; Metazoa; Chordata; Actinopteri; Beloniformes; Belonidae
Product: nuclear factor 7, brain-like
Exons: 1
Coding region: 9-1688 (559 amino acids)
Molecular function (GO): protein binding; zinc ion binding
Source: RefSeq, a predicted model, not a curated record